Molecule: messenger RNA, 3352 nt
Organism: Chara braunii
Lineage: Eukaryota; Viridiplantae; Streptophyta; Charophyceae; Charales; Characeae
Source: the annotation of a GenBank genome assembly
GCAGGGGAAGUUGUUGUGUGGAGAUGGGGCGGCAUCGUUGUCCAGACCCGACAAAUACAUGCCAGACAAAUCAUUGGCUUCAAGCCAUUCCGGAAAGCAGCGUGAAAGGGGCAGUUGGUGAGACCAAUAUGGGAUGGCUGGUGCCGGCUUUCCCUGCAAGAAGAAGCCGACGCAGCAGGACGACAAGUUUUUCAUGAUAGUCAAGGAGCGGGACAUGUUCUGCUAUCAUGCGCUUGCCGGUAUGACAAAUGAGGAAAAGUUGUCUAUCAUCGAAGAUGUUAUCGCGCUUAAGGCAGUGUUCGUGCAAACGGAUGGUGACACGCUGAAAAGACAACUCAAGCCGUGUGUUAAAGAUAUGGUUGCGAGGGCGAAGGUGGAUCGGAUCAUGCUUCGCCUGUUCCAUUACAUCUUGCUUAUGGAGACAAAAGAAGACGAGGCAGUUUGGUGUUCGGAAAGCGAGUGGUUCCGCACUGAAGAACAACAUAUGGCGGAGUUUGGAUCGCAGGGGCUGACGAAGAAGUUGUGGGAUGAUAAGAGGAAAUACGCCCUCGACAAAAUGGACUAUGUAAGCACUUGCAAGCAUAAACUCGGAACGGAGAAGGAGUCAUUGAAUGAUACAAUCGAACUAUACAAGCAUGACAAGUUCCCGAAGCAAUUUGAAAAGUCAAUCCUCUCUAUCCUAAGACGCACGCAGCAAGACGUCGAGGAUAUCUGGCGGGUUAGCGGAGCCGAAGGCGCGAAACACAUCAAAUGGCAGAAGGUUAAUCACGUGACCAGCCUUAAUCCUUUCGGUCAUCCUCCUUCGCAAGAUUAUAUUCCUGUUAAAGCGAUCCACGAUAUCUUGCGCCAACUUGUUUGCAACGUGUAUGUCUUGGACUUGUUUGAUCCCACACUUUGUCAGACUAGCAAGAAGAUGAUUUUGCAUCCUUACAGGGCGUGCUCCAAACCAUGUCAUUGUUGCACUAGUGCUUGUGGUGUUCUUCCCUUCAAGGUGGGAGCUCAGUUUCUUGCAAGGCUUGGGAAAGCGGAACGCACACCUCCUGAGGACAGGGAAGUGGCCACUAGGAGGACGGCGGCGUCUCGAUUGCUCGUGGAGCUGUUUACGGGGACAUGGAAUCCUACACAUCUCCUUGGUCUUCUUAAAAACUUCUGCAGAGUCGGACAAACAGUUUUCUUCUUCGUGAAAGCCGAUGCAUCCGUCGUGUGGGAGAUCCUGCGAAGCGGUUGGAAAGCUGUAGCACCGGAGGAGAACGCAAAGCUGCUCAACUACCUUAUCGAAAAUGCGGUGAACAGCUUCCUCGAAAAUCUAGAACAUGUCUUCUUCGAAUUAGGUGAGCCAUUGACGCUCGAAAACUACAAGUUGCAGUUUGACGAGUUGGACACUUUUGAUUCUCAAGACUUGGAGAAGUUGAGCGACUCCGAAAAGUUGGAUCUCACGUCCAAGCCACUUCCCCAAGUUGUGGGAAGCAUUGGUGACGAAGAAGAAGGCAGUUCGCGGAGAUACACCGCAUCCCCAAAGGGGUUGAAGCAAAUGUUUCGUUCCGACGAAACGAAAGAGCAGUCGCCCGAUGGAGAAGGAGAGCGCGAUUAUGCCUAUGCACCUUGCGACCCGGUCCCUAAGGACCACGAAAGUUGGAGGUCUGAUAGGAUUUACUUCUUUGGGAAGCAUCACAAGUUCAACAGAGAGAAAACAUGGGGUCACAAUGUUGUCUGGCACCCUAGAAAGCUUCAACCUGCCGCGAAGCAGGGUAAGUGGGUCGUCGCAAUGAAGCGAGCAAACGGUACAUGGAGCACCUUUGAGCGAGUGGGCAGAGCCCGAUUCAUGAAACAUGCCAAAAAAGCACUCCUGGAACACUUGACUACCAUGAACCUUGACAAGCGCCAUGAGGAUGUUACAGCUUACGCAAACCAACUGAUCGAUGGGCUCUACGACGACGAGGGACAGCCUACAGUUGAAGGGAGCAGAGGCCACCGUAUGCAGCCCGGUGAGGACACUGCAAUGCCUCCGCAGGGGCAAGGUUAUCAUGUAGAGGCUGUGGCGGGAUCGUCGGGACAUGAAGUUCACUCUGUUGUGGGAACAACGGCCUCCUUUUGUCGGGACGCCGAAUGCCUGCAUUUAAGUUUAGUGAAGACUGGGAAGGAGGGCAGUGAUAUGGGCACUAUGGUGGCAAAGAUCCACUUUGGCGAUGGAAAAGGCCGUGACGUGCUGAGCACGGCGGAGAGGACGGCGGUGGCGGCGACCGUGAACGUCAUCCUUUUCCGCUAUCAGAUGGAGAGGAGUGAGGGGAGGAUGAGAGCGGGGGUUCGCGCACAGCGGAAGAAGACGCUGCAGUCCAUGAAUUUGGAGGGCUUCGACUGUGUUGCCAUAUGCGACGCCGUGCUGCAGCCUGACCACAUUGUCGUGUACGCUUUGUACCGGUGGGCGUCGGGGGAGACGUACGAGAGCGAGACAUGCAACUUCGGCAUUGGCAGAUCAUCUAACUUGGUGGCUGUGCGGGACGUGACUGCGGCGUUGCUGAGUGCGUACCCUGACAAGAUAUCGUGGCUGACGGGGCUGCUGAAGGCGGUUGUCUUGCUCGCUUUCGCUGACAAGGGUUUCCCGAACUGCCAUGGGUGCAUCAACUGCACCCACAUCUACAUUGGCAAGCCCGCGAACGCCCCCGGGGAGGACUACUACGAUCGAAAACGCCAUUUCUCCGUCCAGGAGCAGGUGGUCGUCGAUCUGAACUUGCGCGUGCUCGACGUGUUCGUCGGUUAUUCGGGAAGUUGCCAUGACGUCAAGAUCAUCCACCUGUUAAGUUUAUGGUCGCGCGCGGAGGGAGGGGAACUUUUCACCGGGCCACCUGUCAUGAUUCCUUUCCAAGUGCAGACGAACGGGUAUUUGCUGGGCGACAACGAUCAUCCCGCCUCUGAAUGGGUGGUCGUCCCGUAUGGCGGUCUCGCAACGCACCCGUCGGAGUUGCGCUUUGACAACAAACAGAAGACAGCGAAGGGGGCAGUUGAGAGGGCUUUCGGCAGACUGAAGGGGAUGUGGAGGUUGUUCCUUCGCUCCCAUAAGACGAACAUGGACACAUUGCCGCAACAGUUGGUCGUCGUCUGCAUUCUGCACAACAUACUGAUCGACGCGGACAUCCCAUUCGAUGACAAUCUACUGUGGGAGGUGGGCCCUGACGGUGUGCGUCGCUGGGUGGAUCUUGGGAUGCACCGACCCGUGAGGCCGAUGUGCAUGGAGUCAUCGACAGGGGACGCGCUGAUGCUGCGGCACGCACUGGCGGAGCGAAUGAGUAUGGAGUGAAGACGGUUUGGGGAGUUAGGGGGGGCAGGAGGAAGGUGGGGGAAGUGGGAGCGGGGG